GGAGAAGAAACCUUGCUGAGGCUUUGCUAGCUGCUGCUUUUUCCCCUGACAUCCCUUGAAGGGCACCUCUACUGCGAUGGGGAGGCAAAAGGACGUUCUUGCUACUAUUGAGGACCACCUGAGGAUCAGAAACAAACUGGUCCGGCAAGCACUGGCUGAGUGCCUGGGGACGCUGAUCCUGGUGCUCUUUGGCUGUGGUUCCGUUGCACAGAUCAUUCUCAGCAGAGGGAGUCAUGGAGGUUUCCUGACUGUUAACCUGGCCUUUGGCUUCGCUGUGACUCUUGGCAUUUUGAUUGCAGGACAAGUAUCAGGUGGACAUCUGAACCCAGCUGUCACUUUUGCUAUGUGCUUCUUGGCUCGGGAGCCCUGGAUCAAGCUACCAAUUUAUGCCCUGGCCCAAACCCUGGGGGCUUUUCUGGGAGCUGGCAUAGUCUUUGGGCUGUACUACGAUGCCAUCUGGGCUUUUGGCAACAACCAGCUGCUUGUAACAGGACAGAAUGCCACUGCUGGUAUCUUUGCCACCUAUCCAUCUCAGCAUCUGAAUGUUGUGAAUGGAUUCUUUGACCAGUUCAUUGGCACCGCUUCCCUGAUCGUUUGUGUUUUGGCUAUUGUUGAUCCCUACAACAACCCUGUCCCCACGGGUCUGGAGGCUUUCACAGUUGGCUUUGUUGUCCUUGUUAUUGGAACCUCCAUGGGCUUCAACUCUGGCUAUGCUGUUAACCCUGCCAGGGACUUUGGGCCUCGUCUCUUCACAGCCAUUGCUGGCUGGGGCUCUGAAGUGUUCUGGACUGGUAAACAGUGGUGGUGGGUUCCAGUUGUUGCUCCUUUCCUUGGGGCCAUCGCGGGAGUGAUAGUCUAUCAGCUGAUGAUUGGAUGUCAUGAUGAGCCUUCUCCACCUGCCUCUGAGCAGGAAACAGUGAAGCUGGCUAACGUGAAGCAUAAGGAGAGGGUCUGAGAAAGCUGCCUCCCAGAUCUGGCAGACAUUCAUUGCUCAGGACUGCAGCGAAGAGGAGUAAGGGGUUAAGAAGAGCUUCAAGAACAACAGGAAGAGUUUUUUUCCUGUCUUGAGAUAUUAUAGCUUUU
This is a messenger RNA of Chaetura pelagica (chimney swift), 1083 nucleotides long. RefSeq names its product aquaporin 3 (Gill blood group) (gene AQP3). Gene Ontology annotation, biological process: water transport; glycerol transmembrane transport. The coding region runs from base 77 to 955 and encodes 292 amino acids. The record is from RefSeq and is a predicted model, not a curated record. The transcript has 6 exons. Gene Ontology annotation, cellular component: plasma membrane; basolateral plasma membrane. NCBI's taxonomy places the organism in Eukaryota, Metazoa, Chordata, Aves, Apodiformes, Apodidae. Gene Ontology annotation, molecular function: urea transmembrane transporter activity; glycerol channel activity; water channel activity.